CUUGUAAUGCAAACCCUUGCAAUUCUUCCCUUGGAUCCCUCAAGCCUAAAGUUGUAAGUUGUACUUGUUCAACAUGGCUUCAGAACUCAAUGAUGACUAUACGGCCAGCGGAGAUGGAGCCGCAAAGCUUGAGAAUAGACGUAUACUCAUCCUCUAUGGUUCCGAGACGGGGAAUAGCCAAGACUUGGCCGGUGACAUUGAACGGCUUGCAGAAAGGUUGCACUUUAAUACGCAUGUUCGUGAAAUGAACGACGUUGAACUUAAUACAUUACUACAAUACCCUUUAAUCAUAUUCGUCAUUUCUACCACGGGCCAAGGCGAAGUACCCAAGAACGCUCGCAAGUUUUGGAAGAGUCUCCUCCGCAAACGACUUCCUCCAAAUUGUCUGCAGCUAGUUAACUUCACCACUUUUGGUCUCGGCGAUAGUUCAUACUCCAAGUACAACUGGGCAGUUAGGAAACUUCACAAACGUCUUGAACAACUUGGUGCGACCGAGUUCUUCCCACGUGGCGAGGCUGACGAACGUCACCAAGACGGUAUUGACGGUACUUUCUUAUCCUGGUCCCUGAGCCUUCGUAGUCAUCUUCUGAAGGAGUAUCCAUUACCUGUCGGUCUAUCACCUAUACCCCUAGAUGUGCAACUUCCUCCCAAGUUCACAUUAGAGCUAGCACCCACGAUGGACCUCUCAGAUGAGCUCAUGCCUGACCGUGAUGGGUACCAAGUCGGGAAUUUAAAGAGUGCAAAUUUGACAUCUCCUAUUGUCAAAUCGUCGAAUGGGUAUCAUCAUCCUGCGCAUCAUGAUCAGACUCUCGACGAAAAAGCAGCACUUUUUAGUCAUGCCGACACGCCUAACCCAGAGCAGUUAGAGCAAGCUCUGCGAGCAGAGAGGAUGUCUAUCAAUAGCAAUAGCUAUCCGGCACGUCUAUCGGAGCAGACAGCCAAGCAAAUACAGGGCGGGAUAGAUAUUCUAGACCGACCAAAUGUUCUAAGAGACCACCCAUCUAAAUACCUCCUAGAGGACCCGAGUAGUUGUAAAGACGCUCUUCCCCCCUCAGAUCUUCUUCCGAUACCGAGAGGCUGGGUCGCACACUUGCGUGAGAACCGUCGCGUCACUCCUAUUAAUCACUGGCAGGAUGUCCGCCAUCUAGUUCUCGAAGUCCCUACACAGCCAAAUUCCAACAGAAGGGGCGAUAAAGAGCUCUUCAGCUACGUCCCGGGUGAUGCAGUCCUCAUUUAUCCCAAGAAUUUCCCGGCGGAUGUACAGACAUUGAUUGAUCUCAUGGGUUGGAACGACGUCGCUGAUAUGCCCUUUGAGCAUCGCGCAAGGCAGCAAGAUGUGCUUUAUUCAAAGCCUAAGAAUUGUUACCCCAUUCCUAACUCUACUUUACGCGAGCUCCUUAUUCACAACUACGACAUAACUGCUAUUCCGAAGCGCGUAUUCUUCCAAGACAUUGCUUUCUAUACAGAUGACCCUAUGCACCAAGAGCGCCUGCGGGAAUUCGCCAACCCUGGCCUCUCGGACGAAUUCUACGACUACACCUCUCGACCUCGACGAUCCAUUUUAGAGGUUCUCCAAGAUUUCCCGUCGGUCAAGAUUCCCUAUCAACAUCUUCCAUCCAUUUUCCCUGUCAUGCGAGGCCGAGAGUAUAGUGUCGCGAGCGGCGGCCAACUUCUUAGGAACGAACAAAACUUGGAGAUUACACGAAUCGAACUUCUAGUAGCGUUGGUGAAAUACAAGACGGUUCUACGAAAAACUCGACAGGGACUCUGUUCUCGUUAUUUAGAAUUCUUGCGCCCCGGCACGAAUAUCAUGAUCACCCACAGGGAAUACGAUACGCUGGAAGCCAGUUGGACUCGCAGACCAUUAUUGGCAAUUGCCCCAGGCACGGGUGUCGCGCCAAUACGUGCCCAUCUUUGGGAUCGUAUCGACGAAUCGCAAGCCGGCGACGCUCUCCUCUUUUUUGGCGGUCGAAACCGUAACGCCGACUUCUACUUCCAAGAAGAAUGGGAAGAUCUUAGGGUAAAGGUUCUCACAGCGUUCUCGAGAGAUCAAGAGGAGAAGAUCUACGUGCAGGACCGUAUCCGUGAGCAGUGGCAGCUGGUCUGCGAAUUUAUCCAGAAGGGUUGCGUAAUCUGCAUUUGUGGGAGCUCGGGGAAGAUGCCGGAGGCAGUUAAAUUAGCCAUACAUGACGCCAUGGUAAUGGGAAAGAUGGCUCCUGAUCGUGAGGCCGCAAAACAGGUACUGGCCAGGAACAACCCGUUAUGGGAGGAGGUUUGGUAACGAACAGAAUGAUUUUAUGAGUGGCAACGCUACUCCCCCAAGACUGUACCAUUCACCAGUCAUCAUGGUAGAUGUAACAAUAACCACGCUGAGCAAUAGCUUCGAUGUAAAUACUAGGACAUAUUCCUAUUCCUAGCUAUUAAAUUAACAUGAGACUUAAUGAAUAG
Molecule: messenger RNA, 2448 nt
Organism: Daldinia vernicosa
Lineage: Eukaryota; Fungi; Ascomycota; Sordariomycetes; Xylariales; Hypoxylaceae
Product: riboflavin synthase domain-like protein
Exons: 4
Coding region: 74-2281 (735 amino acids)
Cellular component (GO): cytosol
Molecular function (GO): FMN binding; flavin adenine dinucleotide binding; NADPH-hemoprotein reductase activity
Source: RefSeq, a predicted model, not a curated record